AUGCUUAACUUUUUUGUAAACAUUUACUUUAGAUUAAAGGAUGGACAUCAAGUAGAAUUCCCUGAUUAUUGGUUAAAUUUUGAUAACCCUUGGGAAUUGCCACGUCUUGAUGUUGUAGUUGAUGUUAAAUUUGGUGGAUCUGUUAAUAAAUAUACUGAUAAAAAUGGCUGUGAAAGAUAUUCCUGGGAGGGUUCUGACACUGUAGAAGCUGUUGCCUACGAUGUUCCCAUUCCAGGUUAUGAUACCAACAAUUGUAAUAAUAUUCGAUUAUGGAGUAGUAAACCUAAACGUCAAUUUGAUCUUAAAUAUUUCAAUGAGGGAGAAUAUGAGAAAGCUGUGCAAGAACAAAAACAAGCCGAAAAUAUAACUGCAGUGUUAUAUCCUAAUGAUAAUCACAUGGUUGGAAAAGAAUUACGUCUUAAACAACAAUAUUUCUGGGUUGCUGCAAGUCUUCAUGACAUUGUUCGCCGGUUUAAAAAAUCAGAGAGACCAUGGAGUGAUUUUCCUACACAA
Entrophospora sp. SA101 is the source of this 513-nucleotide messenger RNA. NCBI's taxonomy places the organism in Eukaryota, Fungi, Glomeromycota, Glomeromycetes, Entrophosporales, Entrophosporaceae. The record is from the annotation of a GenBank genome assembly.